ACCCAGAUUUUGACAGUUAAUUAAUGCGACACUAUGCUUAAAAAUGGAGCGCUGGUCGCCUUUCUUCUAUCCCUGUGGUUGAGUGAAGCAAUUAUGGAAACAAUAUAUACUAGCCUCAACGUUACUCCAAUAGUUGAAGUAUCAGUGCGUGAAGGUGGCUGCUAUUACAAUGGAACCACGUUUUAUGGGCUACAUUAUUCGGAGAACCCAUGCCGAAGACUGUCAUGUAAUCCACAGAGCAAGAUUGUCGUGAAAAUGGAGUGUGGAGAUCCUGCGGAAGGCUGCUUUUUUGACGGUGGCAGAUGGUUCCCCGAGUGCUGUAGAGUCCGUUGUCCUAAGCUGAGUAUUUGUGUCUUAAAAAAUGGCACGUUGAUGAAAAGCGGAGACGUUAUUAACUCAUCAAAUCCAUGCUUGCGCUACAUGUGCAAUCAAGGUUUCCUGUUUACGCAGAAGUGCCCAGUGCCAUCGGAGUCCUCAUGUGCCGCCUCUUACACAAAUACAAGCGUGCCUUACCCAGACUGCUGUGGCUUGCAGAGAUCCUGUGUCGGUUGAAAGAUUGGAUGCUAAAUCGAACAUCGACAGGAAUAGAAAUAAAGAAAUGCUACAAAAAAUGUAAGCCCAUGUAUCAACGACAGCAGUGUUUACAUCAUACGGUUGCAGUAGUGCGCUAUAUUUUUGCAAAAUAACUGAGAAAUGCACUAUUCACCCAAAAAGGCACUUUGAAAGUAUGAUUCGUUUAAUGAACUACAUUCGAGAAUAAGCACAGACAAGUAUCGUGAACGAAACCUGAAAUGUCGAUCCAAUUUCGACCAGUUUUUUUUCUUCAAAAUACUGGUUCAACGCUGGACGUUCGAAACAUCUUAUACGAAAAUGGGCAUGUAACAUUUUGGCAUGCUCGUGUUGACAAUAAAGCAAUGCUGGUGUGGUGCAA
Dermacentor silvarum is the source of this 931-nucleotide messenger RNA. RefSeq lists its product as uncharacterized. Bases 34 to 552 code for a protein of 172 amino acids. The transcript has 5 exons. NCBI's taxonomy places the organism in Eukaryota, Metazoa, Arthropoda, Arachnida, Ixodida, Ixodidae. The record is from RefSeq and is a predicted model, not a curated record.